AAAGAAAAAUCGGCCUGUUUACUGUGCUGACUCAUUAAAAAUACUGAAAGUCUCUGCCAUCCAAAGAAGUCAGAGAAAGAGAAACUGUUUCUCUGGCUAGCUAGCUAGACACAUGUAUACGGGUCAAGAUGUCCGAAGAGUGGAAGGCCAAACUUGAUUCACCUAUACAAAGUGUUCAAAAACAGGUAGGGCACCUUGAGAUCAACAUAGAGGAUAUAGCGUCCCUACAGACCGAGCGGUGUGGUGUAUGCUACCUCGAGAAGCCGAGCUCAUCAUUCCACGAGUAUACCAGCUGUCAGCAUCGAUUCUGUGUUGACUGUAUACAACGUGCUUACCAUGACAACAUAACAAGCUCGAUGAUCAGCAUUCAGUGUCUAGAAUGCAAGGGGCAGGUACAUCCUGAAGAAGUCAAGAGUCUAGUCAACCACGAACUAUACGAACGAUAUCUAAAUCUCUCAUUACGUAAGUGUCUAUCAACCAUCCCUGAAGUACGAUAUUGUCUCUCGCCUGAUUGCCCUUAUGCGUGUAUUUUGGCCAAAGUCAAGUCAAAAUCUGUUUCCGAGGAAGACAGACAUUUUAUUUGUCAGAGAGAAGAAUGUAAGAGAGAGUAUUGCAAUGAUUGUAAACUAACAUGGCAUCCGGACAAGACUUGUGCACAAGCAAGAGCUGAAGCGCCCGAGUCAGAAGCUAUACCGGAGGCCAUUCUCAAGCAACUAAACGCUAAACCGUGUCCCAGUUGCAAGUCUAUGAUUGAGAAGAUGGAGGACGGUACGUGUAACGAAGUCAAGUGUGUCGUGUGCCACACCUCCUUCUGCUGGCUGUGUUUGAAGCCUGUGUCUGAGAUGCACUUCAUGAGUCCUACCGGCUGCCCCAUGUUCGGCAAUCAGAGGUGGAGUCGUAAGAAGCGUUACUGUUGUCGACUGUGGCUAUGGAUACUCGCUCCGUUUGGUACCCUCAUAGUUGCUCUACUACUCAUUCCCGUGAUCAUUUUAGCGCUUCCCAUCGUGUUUGCAUAUUUUGUGUAUGAUUCCAAGUGCGCCCGCAAUCGCUCAAAACCCUGUCGAGUCAUCGUGGUGAUUAUCUUCACAAUCAUAUCCAUCCUCCUCUCUCCACUCAUAGCCAUACUCUGUUCUCUGCUGGUCAUACCUAUACUCAUAUUUUAUGCCUAUUGCUUUGUACCAGUUCACAUCUGUGUGCAGAGCACGUGAGCCUUUUUGAACACAUAAUGUUUUACAGUAAUUAUACCUCAGUAGCUAGAAUUCAUUAUUUAUUUCAUGAAUUUAGUGCGUAUAAUUAUUCUGCGUGCGUGUGACUGUUUUUUGAACACACAAAUUGUUAUUUAUG
Halichondria panicea is the source of this 1344-nucleotide messenger RNA. RefSeq names its product E3 ubiquitin-protein ligase RNF19A-like. Gene Ontology annotation, cellular component: ubiquitin ligase complex; cytoplasm. The coding region runs from base 129 to 1208 and encodes 359 amino acids. Gene Ontology annotation, biological process: ubiquitin-dependent protein catabolic process; protein polyubiquitination; positive regulation of proteasomal ubiquitin-dependent protein catabolic process. Lineage: Eukaryota; Metazoa; Porifera; Demospongiae; Suberitida; Halichondriidae. Gene Ontology annotation, molecular function: ubiquitin conjugating enzyme binding; ubiquitin protein ligase activity; zinc ion binding. The transcript has 4 exons. The record is from RefSeq and is a predicted model, not a curated record.